Messenger RNA from Erigeron canadensis, 2072 nucleotides. RefSeq lists its product as uncharacterized. The record is from RefSeq and is a predicted model, not a curated record. Gene Ontology annotation, molecular function: zinc ion binding. The coding region runs from base 443 to 1891 and encodes 482 amino acids. The transcript has 3 exons. Lineage: Eukaryota; Viridiplantae; Streptophyta; Magnoliopsida; Asterales; Asteraceae.
AAGAAAGCGAGAAGAGAAAAUUGUACGUGACAAGAAAAAGAAGAAAGAGCCACGAGAGUAUAACUGGAAUAUGCCAGAAUUACUUCCACUACCAAAAGAAGAAGAGUUGGUAAAGAUACCUGUUGAUUGUUACACAAAAUUUCUUCGUGUAAAGAAGGAUGAUUGUUUUGAGACAAAAAAAGAUUUGAAGAUAGCUUUGUAUACGAAGUGUGUGGAAGAUGGCUAUCAGCUAAUUGUUGAUAGAUCAACCAAAGAUCGUUUUGAAACAAAGUGUAGACAGGAUAAGAAUUGUACAUGGCGUAUGAUUGCGAAGAGGGUAACAGGUUGUGAAAUGUUCCAAGUAAGGACUUUCAAUGAUCAACAUAUUUGUUCAAGAACCUAAAUUUACCCUCACCAUAGACAGGCAAACAAAAAGGUGUUGGGUGGAUUUUUGUCUGAGUUGAUGUUUGUGAAAGGAAAAGUAUAUAGGGGUCAUGAGAUUAUGACCGACAUGAAUGCCCAAUUCAAGAUUAAUAUAUCAUAUUCUCAAGCUUGGAGAGCCAAGUUUUAUGCCUUGGAAUUGUUGAGGGUGUCACCAGAAGAUUCGUUUGCCCAACUGCCAGCAUAUUGUCAUAAUUUAAAGCUGAAAAACCCUGGGUCGGUAACUCAUAUCAAAACAGAUAAAGAUGGACGUUUUGAGUUGUUGUUUAUCGCCAUUGGUGCUGCGAUACGUUCAUUUGUUUCUUUCCUGCGACCAGUUAUUAUAGUUGACGGGGCACAUCUAAAAGGCCGAUAUCUUGGAACAAACUUAUUAGCAGUAGGCAUGGAUGCUAAUAAUGGGAUACUACCAAUAGCUUACGGAGUUGGAAAAUCUGAAACCUCUGAAUCAUGGACAUGGUUUAUGGGGCAUCUUAGGGAUUGCAUAGGUAAUGUUAGCAAUUUGACAAUCAUUUCUGACAGGGCAAACUCAAUUGAUACGACUAUUAGAAGGUGUUUUCCAGAUGCUUUUCACGGCCUAUGUGUUGUUCAUUUGCUUAGAAAUCUAAAAGCAAGGUCUGCCAAUAUAAAACAUCAUUCAUGGACAUACUGGAAAGCGGUCAAAGCUUAUCGAGAAGUGGACUUUAAUAGGCAUAUAAAUCUUUUGAGAAAUGUUGUGCCCGAGUGUGCUCAAACACUACAAGAGUUUGGGUUUGAAAGAUGGUCAAGAGUACACGCACUUGGAGCAAGGUAUGGUUUCAUGACAUCUAAUAGUGCAGAAUCAAUCAACUCUCUAAGUCGCCAUUCAAGAAAAUUACCCAUUACCAUGUUAAUGGAUUUUUUCUGUGCAUCUCUUCAAGAGUGGUAUUAUAGGAAAAGAAAUAUUGCAGAAACAUUGGAACAUCGUGCUACACCAUGGACUGAAAAAAAGAUUGUAAAACGUGUUGUGAAGUCAACAUCAUGGAGAGUUGAACCAUGUUCAAACACAUUAUUUCAAGUUAUAGAUCAUAAGCUGAAUGGGCUUGUUGAUCUUGAUGCAAAGACGUGUACCUGUGGUAAAUGGCAAAUUUCUGGUUUUCCAUGUGGCCAUGUGAUAAAAGUUGCUCUUCAUCUAAACCAAGAUGAUUCAACUAUAUACGCUAUGGACGGCUACACUUCAGAAGUAUAUCGACAAACUUAUGCCGAAAUUGUCUAUCCCAUACCACAUCCUUCUGAAUCGGAGAUACCAAAUAACUUACAAACAGUUCUGCCACCAGUCAUGGACAAAAGACUACCUGGUCGACCCAAAAACUUUGAUUGUAUACCGUCUAAGGGUGAAGAGAGAAAGACAAUAACAUGCAGUCGUUGUAAGGAACACGAUCAUACAAGGCUGACUUGUGGUGCACCCAUGCCAUCACAAACAUCUUUUCCUACACCGAGAGAGUAUGGUUCUUAAUCAAGAUCAAAAUCAAAAGGGAAAUCAACAUCGACUUCACACUCAUCUCCUUUCGGUACUGUUAACUUAGGGGAAUAUUAGUAUUAUGUUUCUAAUAUGUAUUUGAAGCUUUGUAUCCAUGGACUAUGUAAUAUACUAGUAUGUUUGCUUUAAAAAAAAUAAACUAGUAUGUUUAAAAAAA